Messenger RNA from Cricetulus griseus (Chinese hamster), 706 nucleotides. Lineage: Eukaryota; Metazoa; Chordata; Mammalia; Rodentia; Cricetidae. The record is from RefSeq and is a predicted model, not a curated record.
GGGACCCUGGCGGCGACUCCGAGUGUGGCGCGGGGUUUGCACGCUCCCGCGCGGCUGGGACAGGUGGGCGGGAUGUCCCAAGCUGGCGGCGGUUCCCGCGGUGAUGCGGGGCAAGAAGACGCUGCUGCUGCCGGCGGCCGAUUCAGCUUAACGCUUGAGGACAUUCGACGCCUCCAUGCAGAGUUUGCUGCCGAGCGGGACUGGGAGCAGUUCCACCAGCCUCGGAACCUGCUCCUAGCCUUGGUGGGAGAAGUGGGCGAGCUGGCAGAACUCUUUCAAUGGAAGUCUGAUGCAGAGUCUAGUCCUCAAGCCUGGCCACCAAAGGAAAGAGCAGCUCUUCAAGAGGAGCUUAGUGACGUCCUCAUCUACCUGGUAGCAUUAGCAGCCCGUUGUCAUGUGGACUUACCUCAAGCAGUACUCUCCAAAAUGGACACCAACCGACAACGUUACCCAGUUCAUCUCUCCCGAGGUUCCGCCCGCAAGUACACAGACUUGCCCCAUGGGACCAUCUCUGAAAAUCAGGCUGUGGAGGCUGUAGACCCUACCUCUGAGUUGAAAAACCAGGCUUCCACCUAGAAACAUGGUUCUGAACAGCAGAGAUGGACUUGCUCUAGUCUGGUCUUACUAAGUCAUGGGUAUGAGGCCCAAGAUUCUCCAAAAGGUAGUCUACUGGUGUCUUCUCUCUCAAUAAAAUGAUUAAAGGCAA